GGCUCCGGUCCUGCACCCCCGACCCCCGGCCCCAGGUGCAGCUCCGCAGCCAUCCCCGGACCAGGGCGGGCACUCGGCCUGCCGCUCAGCGCAACCAGCCCUCGCCCUCCCGAGCCAUGCACAGGGAGACAAGGGUCCGGCAGCGGCCCCCUAGGCCUCCCUGCAGCACCCCGUAAUGUAAUACACUCGGGUGGGGGAGGCGGCGGCGGCGGCGGCAAUCGCGGAGGCGGCGGCGGCAGCCGCACUGCCCCAAUCUAGACACAUCCAGAAAGAGGAGGAAAAUGGCUCCGAGCAGGGACCGCCUGCUGCACUUUGGGUUCAAGGCGACAAUGUUCUCAAAUAGUGAUGAAGCUGUAAUCAAUAAAAAACUUCCCAAAGAACUCCUGUUACGCUUCAACAGAGAAGCAGGAAAUACAGCAGGAUUUCCUGCUGAAUACAGAAAAGUCUCCUUCUGUCACUCAAGCUGGACUGCAGUGGUGCAAACACAGCUCACUGCAGCCUUGACCUCUCAGGCCUGGAAUGUUCUGGCUCUGGAUGGCAGUAACUGGCAGCGAAUUGACCUAUUUGAUUUCCAGAGGGAUAUUGAGGGCCGAGUAGUGGAGAAUAUUUCAAAACGAUGUGGGGGCUUUUUACGAAAGUUAAGUCUUCGUGGAUGUCUUGGAGUGGGAGACAAUGCAUUAAGAACCUUUGCACAAAACUGCAGGAACAUUGAAGUACUGAAUCUAAAUGGGUGUACAAAGACAACAGACGCUACAUGUACUAGCCUUAGCAAGUUCUGUUCCAAACUCAGGCACCUUGACUUGGCUUCCUGUACAUCAAUAACAAACAUGUCUCUAAAAGCUCUGAGUGAGGGAUGUCCACUGUUGGAGCAGUUGAACAUUUCCUGGUGUGACCAAGUAACCAAGGAUGGGAUUCAAGCACUAGUGAGGGGCUGUGGGGGUCUCAAGGCCUUAUUCUUAAAAGGCUGCACACAGCUAGAAGAUGAAGCUCUCAAGUACAUAGGUGCACAUUGCCCUGAACUGGUGACUUUGAACUUGCAGACUUGCUUGCAAAUCACAGAUGAAGGUCUCAUUACUAUAUGCAGAGGGUGCCAUAAGUUACAAUCCCUUUGUGCCUCUGGCUGCUCCAACAUCACAGAUGCCAUCCUGAAUGCUCUAGGUCAGAACUGCCCACGGCUUAGAAUAUUGGAAGUGGCAAGAUGUUCUCAAUUAACAGAUGUGGGCUUUACCACUCUAGCCAGGAAUUGCCAUGAACUUGAAAAGAUGGACCUGGAAGAGUGUGUUCAGAUAACAGAUAGCACAUUAAUCCAACUUUCUAUACACUGUCCUCGACUUCAAGUAUUGAGUCUAUCGCACUGUGAGCUGAUCACAGAUGAUGGAAUUCGUCACCUGGGGAAUGGGGCCUGUGCCCAUGACCAGCUGGAGGUGAUUGAGCUGGACAACUGCCCACUAAUCACAGAUGCAUCCCUGGAGCACUUGAAGAGCUGUCACAGCCUUGAGCGGAUAGAACUCUAUGACUGCCAGCAAAUCACACGGGCUGGAAUCAAGAGACUCAGGACCCAUUUACCCAAUAUUAAAGUCCACGCCUACUUCGCACCUGUCACUCCACCCCCAUCAGUAGGGGGCAGCAGACAGCGCUUCUGCAGAUGCUGCAUCAUCCUAUGACAAUGGAGGUGGUCAACCUUGGCGAACUGAGUAUUUAAUGACACUUCUAGAGCUACCGUGGAGUCUCUCCAGUGGAAGCGACCCCAGUGUUCUGGGCAAGGGUUACAAAGUGAGGGAGGGCAGUGUCCAGAUCCCCAGAGCCACACAUACAUACACAUACACAACCUUACCCCCAUCCACUCUAGCUUUGUGACCAUGGGACUAAAGUUUGUGAUGGCUUUAUCAAGUAGAUUGGUAAAAUUUAACCAUUCCUUUUGAGGUGCCCAGAAGAAAAUCAUAGGCCAAGAUAGAGGGAGGGGCAUUUCAGCAAACCCAGCAUUAAUGCUACUGUGGUUUUUAAAUUUAUGUCUAGGGGUUUCUUUGGGGAUUUUGGAACAGCAUCUGCUGUCCUCUGGGGUCAAGAAAAGCAUGGAAAGACAAUAUAUGAUGUACCCAGGGACCAGAAAGAAAAUUUCUUCACAUCUUAGAAAUGGUAGACAUUCAUUGUGACUACAGAGCUUCUAUGCUUCCUUGUUUCCAUACCACCAUGCUGAGCAUGCUCACAAAGAAGGCUCAUCCAUUCCUCCUGUGUUUUAGUAUUUGGCCCAGAGGUUUCCUAAAUGGUUGCAUUGAAAUCACUGUGGUCCAAAUGUAAUUCUUACACACUCAAAUUGUCACUGUCUGUAGCACACUUGUGCACCUGUCUUCCAUUCUCUGUUGCUCCCCCCCCACACUCUUGCUCAGUCUGUCACCUGUUCAGUCUGCUUACUCACUCAAUUGUUACCCUUUUGCUGUUGUCGUGUUUACAGUUUGCAUUUUGAAUGAUUAGUUGGGAUUACCAAACAUUUUUAAAAAAUAUAUUAUCAAUAAAUAUUUUUUUAAUUCUAAAUUUUA
Messenger RNA from Cercocebus atys (sooty mangabey), 2537 nucleotides. It is a transcript of the gene FBXL20, whose product is annotated as F-box and leucine-rich repeat protein 20. Lineage: Eukaryota; Metazoa; Chordata; Mammalia; Primates; Cercopithecidae. Bases 282 to 1664 code for a protein of 460 amino acids. The record is from RefSeq and is a predicted model, not a curated record. Gene Ontology annotation, cellular component: SCF ubiquitin ligase complex. Gene Ontology annotation, biological process: SCF-dependent proteasomal ubiquitin-dependent protein catabolic process. The transcript has 15 exons. Gene Ontology annotation, molecular function: protein binding.